Messenger RNA from Prorocentrum cordatum, 570 nucleotides. Lineage: Eukaryota; Dinophyceae; Prorocentrales; Prorocentraceae. The record is from the annotation of a GenBank genome assembly.
AUGCGUACUGCACUCAGGGCCCAUGUCGAGGCACCUACAAGCGGGAACCUUGCCGUGCAUUUGCGCAAGACGAAAUUGUGCGCAUUCUUCCCCGAAGGCAGAUGUCGUCAAGGCAGCGCGUGCGAUUACGCGCACUCGGUGUUGGAGCUGAAGAAGGCCCCCGACUUCCGCUGCAUGCACAUGUGCAGGUCGUUCCUCCGCGGCCGGUGCAAGCGGGCGACCUGCAAGUUCGCCCAUGGGCCGCAGGAGAUCCGGCAGGAGCUGACCAGUCCACCAUGCAAGCCCCCGAGCCGCACGCAGCGCAGCGCUCGGUCCAGGGCCCUCGAGCCUGCGACCCCGUGGCCCUCCGAGCUGUGCCUCGCGGGCCUCGGCGCUCCGCCCCGCGCGCUCGCCCCGCGCGGCCGCGGCGCCGCCGAGCCCCUCGCGAGCCCUGCCUGGCCGGUCGGCGAGGACCGCCCGGGGCAGCCCGAGGGAGCCUGCGGCCCCAGCGGGGCGCCGCGGGCAGUGCCGCGGGUCUCCCGCGAGGCGCUGUGGGGCGCUCUGCAGGCGGGCGUGCCCCUGAGCCUGUGA